Messenger RNA from Aspergillus ibericus CBS 121593, 1205 nucleotides. RefSeq lists its product as uncharacterized. The coding region runs from base 372 to 1205 and encodes 277 amino acids. NCBI's taxonomy places the organism in Eukaryota, Fungi, Ascomycota, Eurotiomycetes, Eurotiales, Aspergillaceae. The record is from RefSeq and is a predicted model, not a curated record. The transcript is spliced from 3 exons.
CUCCGCCUUCGUCAUCCGCUUCCUCCACUCACUGCUUCGCGCUCGUCUCCAACCCGCGUGACUGGAGGUUCGAACUUCCAGUCUCUGAUCCUGCCGGACGGGGUCGACCGCUUUGUCACUACAGUUAGACUCGUACAGGUACUCCAUCGUCCUGAUCAGGAUCCAGUCUUAGCAUCCGACCCCUCGACUUGUACAGUCCGCGGAGCUGAUUCGGAGAGCACCUCACGUCACAUAUAUCCGAUCUAUCGCGUACAUAUCGUGCUGUUCACUCCACAUACACGAGACAGUUCUCUGAGCCAAUCAUCCACUCGGCUCACCAUUCAUUGAUUUAGCAUUUCACUUCUCAAACAAAAAGAACAAAAAAGAACAAGAUGUUCAACCCCCACCUCCCCAUCCCCGGCCGUCGCGAACACCACCCCAUCGUGAUUACCUCAGACGACUCCGACUCCGACGACAUCAUCGCCGACGAAGCUGAAGAAGCACGGGAAGAAGAAGAGGUAGAGGAAGAAGACUCAGACGAAGACCUCGAUCACGAUACCGACUCGGAUGAAAUGCAAUUGGACUAUUCGUUGCAUUCGAGACCGCAGUCGGGCAUUAUGGGGUAUGCAUACCCGACAACCCAAACCCCCCACCUAGGUCCCAGUCUCUACCAAGCAACCCUCGAUCAAGAACGUCGCAUGCGGACCCGUCUUCGGGAAGAACGACACGCCGCGCUUUGCGUCCUGCUGGAUCGAGAGUUACUUACCAUUCAGGCGUUGGCUGCGCAGGAGACCCUCCCCCAAUCCCGCCGCCGCUUCCUCGCCCGCCUCCUCGCCCCCGAGGAUCCCGAAUCCGCGGCCUCGAUCCGCGCGGACCGAUUCACGGUACAACAUCCCGCCGGCGCCAGCGGCAGCGGGAGUCUUCUAUCGUCCGCUACGGCGAUGAUUGUGCCCCGACGGGUCGUGGAUGUGUACGAGACGGAUGAUGCCGGGUGGAGGAAGCCGGAGAGGGGCGGUCGAGGGGGCGAGAGGAGUGCGGCCAUGCAGUCGUCGCCGGCGUCGGUGGGGUCCGGGUCGGUGUCGUCGGCGAAGAUGAAGGGGAGGAUGGGGACGCCGGAUCGGGUGGGGAGGGGGACGAAGGGGCGGGGGUUGCAGAGUUCGUCGUAUCGGGAGAGGGAGAGGGAGAGGGAGAGAGAGCGGAGGAGGGGGUUGUUUGAGGGGGUGUGA